AUGUCUAAUAUUGACGAAGACGUUGGGCACACAGUGAUCCACUUCUUAUACACAGGCGGCUACGAGACAGUCAACUCGCCCCUUGAGGAAGGCACGUCAGAUCUCGCCAGAGAAUACAAGAGGAGCGUUUUAGUCUACCAUGCGUCAAGGACUUGGGGCCUUACUGAUCUUGAAAUACUUGCUCAGCAAAAGAUGCAGCAAUUAGAUGAGGAGCUUCCUGUUCUUGAAAUACUGCGGGUCAUGAGGGACGUGUUUUCAAGCCUCCCCGCAGGCGAAACCUGGCUUCCAGGGUACAUUCAAGGAAACCUGCAGCGAUUACUAACGUCCGAUGAUCCAUGGCUUGAUUUAUGCGAAUUUUACGAUAUUAUCGGCCAAAACCAUCAGUUUGAUAAUGCGGUGAUGAAAAUGAUUAUCGAGAUACUAUCUAUUCGCUUGGUUUCUAUGAAAGAUCAGCACGUUAAAACACCGAACUCCAUCAUCUCAAAUGAAUCUCCUCUUCAAGGGCCUAUCUCCAAAGAGCCUGAGCCUUCCCUAGAAGAGACUGAGUAUUUGCCUGAACAGACUGAGUGUUUGCCUGAAGAGCCUGAUUAUUUGCCUGAAGAGACUGAGUAUUUGCCUGAAGAGCCUGAUUAUUUGCCUGAAGAGACUGAGUAUUUGCCUGAAGAGACUGAGUGUUUGCCUGAAGAGCCUGAGUAUUUGCCUGAAGAGACUGGGUGUUUGCCUGAAGAGACUGAGUGUUUGCCUGAAGAGACUGAGUGUUUGCCUGAAGAGCCUGAGCCUGUCCUCGAAGAGCCUGAGCCAGUUCUGAAAGAGCGACCUGCUGAACGGGAUAGCGAACUUUGGACCAUUUCCCGAGUGCCUGCUGAUGCUGACAGCUGGCUGCGCGCUUCUUUGUUGCCCGGAGAUACGCCUAAUGCCGAAAUACUACAAGAGGCUUCUGAUCAGGGCCAUAUAGCGAGGAUUUCAAGCGAGGACUUAACU
Molecule: messenger RNA, 981 nt
Organism: Penicillium taxi
Lineage: Eukaryota; Fungi; Ascomycota; Eurotiomycetes; Eurotiales; Aspergillaceae
Exons: 2
Source: RefSeq, a predicted model, not a curated record